Messenger RNA from Lasiodiplodia theobromae, 1404 nucleotides. Its product is annotated as Fumarate lyase. Gene Ontology annotation, molecular function: argininosuccinate lyase activity. Lineage: Eukaryota; Fungi; Ascomycota; Dothideomycetes; Botryosphaeriales; Botryosphaeriaceae. Bases 1 to 1404 code for a protein of 467 amino acids. The record is from RefSeq and is a predicted model, not a curated record. Gene Ontology annotation, cellular component: cytosol. The transcript is spliced from 2 exons.
AUGGCCGAGAACAAGCCCAGCAAGACGAUGCUCUGGGGCGGCCGCUUCACAGGCGGCCUCGACCCGCUGAUGGUCGCCUACAACGAGUCCAUCUACUACGACCGCAACUUCUACGCCCAGGACAUUGCCGGCUCCAUUGCCUACGCCCGCCAGAACACCAAGCUGGGCAUCUUGACCGACGACGAGUUCCAGGCCAUUGAGAAGGGCUUCCAGCAGGUCAAGCAGGAGUGGGAGAGCGGCACCUUCGACAUCAAGCCCGGCGUCGACGAGGACAUCCACACUGCUAAUGAGCGUCGCCUGGGCGAGAUCAUCGGCACCAACAUCGCCGGCAAGCUCCACACCGGCCGCAGCCGCAACGACCAGGUCGCCACCGACAUCCGCAUGUGGCUGCGCGAGAAGCUGCGCGAGAUCGAAGGCUACCUCAUCGAGUUCCUCAAGGUCGUCGCUGCCCGCGCCGAGAAGGAGAUCGACCCCGUCAUGCCCGGCUACACCCACCUGCAGCGCGCCCAGCCCAUCCGCUGGAGCCACUGGAUGCUGAGCUACGGCCUUGCUUUUGCUACCGACCUCCAGCGCCUGCGUGAGACCAUCCGCCGCGUCAACCGCUGCCCGCUUGGCUGCGGUGCCCUGGCUGGCAACCCCUUCGGCAUCGACCGUGAUGCCCUGGCCCAGGAGCUCGGUUUCGACGAGGUCUUGUACAACAGCAUGGCCGGCGUUGCCGACCGUGACUUCGGCCUUGAGGCCAUGCAGUGGGGCAGCACUCUGAUGCUGCACAUGAGCCGCUGGGCUGAAGAUUUGAUCAUCUACAGCAGUGCUGAGUUCGGCUUCGUCAAGCUGGCCGACGCCUACAGCACUGGUAGCUCGCUGAUGCCGCAGAAGAAGAACCCUGACAGUCUCGAGCUGCUGCGCGGCAAGUCCGGCCGCGCCUUCGGCCAGAUGGCCGGCCUGAUGAUGACCAUUAAGGGCAUCCCCUCCACUUACAACAAGGACCUCCAGGAGAGCGUCGAGCCGCUGCUCGACCACGUCAAGACGGUUGCCGACAGCAUCCAGAUCGCUACCGGCGUCAUCUCCACUCUCGACAUUGUCCCUGAGAAGAUGCGCGCUGCUUUGACCCCUGAUAUGCUGGCCACCGAUCUUGCUGAUUACCUUGUCCGCAAGGGUGUUCCCUUCCGUGAGACUCACCACAUCUCCGGCCGUGUCGUUGCUCUGGCCGAGAAGGAGGGCAUCCCCAUGGACCAGCUUUCUUUCGAGCAGCUGCAGGCCGUCGACUCCCGCUUCGAGCGUGACAUCGUUGAGUCUUUCGACUACGAGAAGAGCGUUGAGAUGCGCGCCACCAAGGGUGGCACUAGCAAGUCCUCUGUCUUGGACCAAAUCUCCAACAUUAGGAAGAUGAUUGAGGGCAACUAA